Molecule: messenger RNA, 1484 nt
Organism: Solea senegalensis (Senegalese sole)
Lineage: Eukaryota; Metazoa; Chordata; Actinopteri; Pleuronectiformes; Soleidae
Product: amine sulfotransferase-like
Exons: 6
Coding region: 66-917 (283 amino acids)
Biological process (GO): sulfation
Cellular component (GO): cytoplasm
Molecular function (GO): sulfotransferase activity
Source: RefSeq, a predicted model, not a curated record
GUUGUGAGGUUUUUUACUGCCUGGAUCAAACACUGACUUCUUUUCGAGGUUGAGUCUGAAGUAACAUGGAGCAGAUCAGCAAACAUUACGGCAGGUACAAGAACUUCAACUUCCUCUGUGAGCUCACGUCUGUCGAGUACCUGGAUUCUCUCCAGAGCUUUGAAGUACGAGACUCUGACAUUUUCCUGGUCACUUAUCCAAAGUCUGGCACGAUCUGGACUCAGCAGAUCAUCAUCUCCAUCUGCGAGCUAAGCGGCGGCCUGAAUGAAUAUCCAAACAACUUUGAGCAGAUGCCGUGGCUGGAAUACACGGAGGGGCGUCCAGAUUACGCUCUGAGACCCUCUCCACGACUCUUUGCCUCUCACCUCACCCCGAUUCUCAUGCCUCCAGGCCUGAAGGACAAGAAGGCAAAGAUAGUCUAUGUGAUGAGGAAUCCAAAGGACAACAUCGUCUCCUAUUAUGAGUUCAGCAAAAUCUUUGCCGACACAGAGGCUCCCGAGGGCUUUGAGAGUUUUUUUGAGAAGUAUUUGGCGGGCAACGUUGGAGCAUCGUCGUGGUUUGACCACAUCAGGGUGUGGAACUCAGCGAGAGACGAGUACAACAUCCUCUUCCUGACCUAUGAGGACAUGAUUCUGGACCUGAAGGGGGCAGUAACUAAGAUCUGCAGCUUCUUAGGGAGAACCCUCAGCGACAACGCCAUCGAUCAAGUCGUAGAAAAAUCCACAUUCAAGACGAUGAAGAAGGACUCAAAGGCAAAUUACAAGUUUAUCCCAAAGGAGAGGCUCAGUGGAGACUUCAUGCGCAAAGGUCAGAUCGGUGACUGGAAGAACUUCCUCACAGCUGCUCAGAGUGAGAGAGUUGAUCAACUGGUUCAGGAGAAACUGGGCGAUCUGUCUCUGAAGAUCAUCUAUGAAUAAAAAAAUUCCUGUGAAGAUCCUAAAGUGACUAAAGUUCGGAUGGUUUCCAGCUAGGAUGCUUCUAAUGGUGCUUUUCCAUUAUACAGUUCUAGUACGACUCGGCUUCCAAGCGAGCUGAGCCGAUACUGUAAUGUGACGUCAGACUGCCGCGAGUGUCGGCCACUAGAAGAGUCAUGAGCGCGACGUCCGACGCAAGAAUCAAAGCCAACAAUAGGUCAGUUAAAAAGACUUUAACAUCCGUAAAACAUUGACGUUAACCUCCAACAUUUAGCAAAGGAAACGUCUACUAUCUCAGUAUUUAACCGAGGAGUCUGGCGUAGAGACAGCACUGCUGAAUGCCGACGAUCUUAAGCCAAAUCACGACCACGUUCAGUCGUCGGGUUGUCUCGAAUCAACUGAUUCUAAUGAUUCAGUUAUACCCAAAACAACCACUUUACAAGUCACUCAUUUGUGCGUUUGUGUCACGUACAAAAAACCACGUCGACUCCUCCCACAUCGAGAACUGUCAAACGGAAAAGUGCCAUCGUAGUUUCUAUUGUAGCUGCUGUCAAUAAACAUGAAACAAGA